GCGUGAGACUCGUGAUCCUUCCGCCGCUUCCCUUCUUCAUUGACUCGGAAAAAAAUCCCCGAGGAAAAUAUAAUAAUCUAAGUACUUAUUUUCAAUCAAGUUACCUGCCGCCGUUUCACGUGAUAUAUAUAUUUUUAAGGUUCCCCCUCACCGCCCUUUUUCUCCCUUCCUAGAAGAGGGAGGUGGAAGAAUUAUAUUUUUCCCCAGCUCUAAAUCAUAUGUUAAAUAUCCGUACCGAUCUGUCUUGAAGGAGAAAUACAUCGCUGGCUUUUUAAAAAAAUAGCUAUAGAAAAGGCGUGGAAAACCAAGAGAACGAAGUCUUUUUUUUUUUUUUUUCCUUUUCCUUUUUCUCGUGAGAGACUUAAUGCUGCAUUUAUCGUUAACCUAACGCCCCAACAUAAAACAAAAGGAAGAAAAGGAGGAAGGAAAAGGUGAUUCGGGAAGAGCAAUCAUGUCGGGGCGGCCGAGAACCACCUCCUUUGCAGAGAGCUGCAAGCCAGUGCAGCAGCCUUCGGCUUUUGGCAGCAUGAAAGUUAGCAGAGACAAAGAUGGCAGCAAGGUGACCACAGUGGUGGCAACUCCUGGGCAGGGUCCAGACAGGCCACAAGAAGUCAGCUAUACAGACACGAAAGUGAUUGGAAAUGGGUCAUUUGGUGUGGUAUAUCAAGCCAAGCUAUGUGAUUCGGGAGAACUGGUUGCCAUCAAGAAAGUAUUGCAAGACAAGAGAUUUAAGAACCGAGAGCUCCAGAUCAUGAGGAAGCUAGAUCACUGUAACAUAGUCCGAUUACGUUAUUUCUUCUACUCCAGUGGUGAGAAGAAAGAUGAGGUCUACCUUAAUCUGGUGCUGGACUACGUUCCAGAAACAGUGUACAGAGUUGCCAGACACUAUAGUCGAGCCAAACAGACGCUCCCUGUGAUCUAUGUCAAGUUGUAUAUGUAUCAACUGUUCAGAAGUUUAGCCUAUAUCCAUUCCUUUGGAAUCUGCCAUCGGGAUAUUAAACCGCAGAACCUCUUGUUGGAUCCUGAUACAGCUGUAUUAAAACUAUGUGACUUUGGAAGUGCAAAGCAGCUGGUCCGAGGAGAACCCAAUGUUUCAUAUAUCUGUUCUCGGUACUAUAGGGCACCAGAGUUGAUCUUUGGAGCCACUGAUUAUACCUCUAGCAUAGAUGUAUGGUCUGCGGGCUGUGUGUUGGCUGAGCUGUUACUAGGACAACCAAUAUUUCCAGGGGACAGUGGUGUGGAUCAGUUGGUAGAAAUAAUCAAGGUCCUUGGAACACCAACAAGGGAGCAAAUUAGAGAAAUGAACCCAAACUACACAGAAUUCAAAUUCCCUCAAAUUAAGGCACAUCCUUGGACAAAGGAUUCGUCAGGAACAGGACAUUUCACCUCAGGAGUGCGGGUCUUCCGACCCCGAACUCCACCAGAGGCAAUUGCACUGUGUAGCCGUCUGCUGGAGUAUACACCAACUGCCCGACUGACACCACUGGAAGCUUGUGCGCAUUCAUUUUUCGAUGAAUUACGGGACCCAAAUGUCAAACUACCAAAUGGGAGAGACACACCUGCACUCUUCAACUUUACCACUCAAGAACUGUCAAGUAAUCCACCUCUGGCUACCAUCCUUAUUCCUCCUCAUGCUCGGAUUCAAGCAGCUGCAUCAACCCCUACAAAUGCCACAGCAGCCUCAGAUGCUAAUGCUGGAGACCGUGGACAGACCAAUAAUGCCGCUUCUGCAUCAGCUUCCAACUCCACCUGAACAGUCCCGAGCAGCCAGCUGCAUAGGAAAAACCACCAGUUACUUGAGUGUCACUCAGCAACACUGGUCACGUUUGGAAAGAAAAUUAAAAAGAGAAAAAAAAAACCUGUUCAUUUUAGUGUUCAAUUUUUUUAUUAUUGUUCUUAUUUAACCUUGUAAAGUAUCUAUAAAUACAAUUUCAUUCAGAAGACUUUGCGGGAGACCCAGGGGUGGGAGGGGUUAUGGGAAGGGGGAAAGUGGAGCAGUAGAACACAUAAUCUCUCUCCCACGACAAUCUUUUUUUUUUUUUUUAAAUCAAAAGUCUGCUAUUGUAUACUUUAAAAACAGGACUUCUGCCUCGUGCCCCUUCCACAAAAGAAGAAAACUUUGUUCUGUGCUAAGGGUUUUGUUUUGAACUUUGUUUUCUUUGAAAGUCUAAUGUAAGACUUUGAUAUAGUGCACAGCUUGAAAUUGGUUGGGAGCUUAGCAGGUAUAACUUAGUGGGGACUUACGUGUCACUUGUAAAAUUAAUCCAUAUCCUCUGGUAUUAGAAGGCCUGCCCUGACAUGUUGGUGGCAGCUGUGGCAGACAAAACUGAAAUGUGAAUCACAUGUAACCCAGCGAUGUUGGUGAAGUUUGAAGCCAUGAGGGCAAGAUUCUCAGAUGAGUGAUGAAGGUUUGUUUGGCUCUUAGUCAGUGCUAGUAGUGAAGAAGCAAUCGGAGGAAUCGGCGGCUGCCAAAGAGAAGUAGCAAACAGAACUCUGGCCUGUGCGCUCCAUGGUGGAUCUUUGUUCCCCUGACCAAAGAUUCUUUGCAAUCUUCAGACAGUUUUAAGUUGGUGACCUAGGACUACCUAUAAGUGUGUUGAGGCCAAAAGGCUGCAGAGGUCAAAGGCUGAUGAGGCUAGAAGGCGGCGACAGGCCAGGGGCACAUCUCACCACUGUGAAUGAGCUUGUCCAGACUUUCUCUAAAGUCACUUCCCUUGGAAAGAUACACUUAAGGAGGACAUUAUAGUUGAAUAAUGUGAACCGUAACCAUCUACUGCUUUAUUUUUUUGUAUUUUUAAUUGAGAAACAAGCUUGCAGAAAUUGCCAUAGCUAUACAUAAUUCUAAUUCUAAAUUCAAAUCUAGAAUCUAUUUAAUUUCAGCUUUUUUAACCUCAUGCUUUUUAAAUUUAUUUAUUGAUGCAUGUCAGAUAGGCCAUUAUGAUUUUAGAUGGUAGGAAUACACAUCAAAAUAAUGAUCACCUGUACCUGCUGACUUUAUAGGAAAACUGACUAUAUAAAUGUAUGUAUAUAUGUUAUAUAUACAUGUACCCAAUACUGCCUUUUCUUUUUUGUCUACAUGGUAUCAAAAUUGAUUGGUUGAAGCAUGAGAAGAAUGUGUCCACCACCCACCCACCCAGUUAAAAAUUUUUGUUUGUUUUCUUUCUCAGUGAAUGGUGUAAGAAUCAGUCUCUUGUUUGUGAAGAAAAAGCAAUAUUCCUUGGAAAGCAAGGAUUGGAGGAUUACAUUUGCAGUGAGGGAGUAGAUUUUCACAAGUUGUUUGUUUUCUAUUUUUAAGGUUGAUAUCUCUGUGGGCCUUAUAUACUCUAAAAUGAACCUUAGUCACCUUGGUGCUUAUGGGCCAUUACUUGACCUAUGAAUCUUUAAGGCACAAUCAGUUACAUUUUACAUUUAAAGAUCCCUUGAGUGAUGGCCGCCUUUCCCUCCUACCCACUCCUUCACACACCUUCCAGGGUUAGCUGGUAACUGUAGACCUAAGAGCUGAGCCCUAGGAUGUGUGGAACCGCCCGUCACCCUUGUCAUUGCAACCUGAGAUCGUGUUAGGGCGGCUCGCCUUCCAGGUGGUUAGGAAGUAGAGCUUCUUGGCAGGCCUCCCGCGGGCCCUAGGACUCUGCCCUGCUUCUUCACCCUGUUUGUGAAGAGAGUCAUGCUGCCUGUUGAAGUGAAUCAGUACGCAGAAAGACAGCUGUGAGCCAUCUUAGUUCUCACUCACUGUUUAGCUAAGCGUAGGCAACGGAAGGGGCUUCUGAAACCUCUGGUUAUACCACAGUGCGUGAGAAAGGAGACAUGCUCAGUCAAACCAAAUCAAAUUUCAUUUUACUUUUUAUAAAGUGCUUCUGAGAGCUAAUGAGGACUUGAAAAAAGUCUGAAAUCAGAGUAUUGGCAGCAUAGUUCCCGAAAGGGAUUGGCUUCCAUAGACCAUUUUUAGAAAAGAUUAUUGCAGAAUCUCAGCAGGCAGGUCUGUGACAGGAAAACGGACCUGCUUUCAGAUCAAAUCAGCCAGCCAGACAUUUGGGUACAGACACUACUUGGGGCUUGGUAUACUUGCUGGAGUCCAUAAAAAUCAGUGCUUGUUUUAGAAGACUUUUACCCACCCCCAAAUGGAAUGAGAGAAGGAGAAAAGUCAGGUGCUUUUCUCCCCCCUCCGUGUGUGCGUGUGCGUGUGCGUGUGUGUGUGUGUAGGCUGAGAUGCACAAUUUUUCCUUCUCAAUCAUGGCGGGAUCACAGAACUUUUAUACAAGUGAGAGCCAGGUCUCUGAAUAUCUUUUUGUAAAUAAUAAUAAUAAUUAAAAGCUCCUCACCAAAUUCAAGCUUGUACAUUAUAUUUUUUUUCAAUAUUUUUAAGUUUUAUUGUUUUGUAUGUAAAUAUGUGGACCCAGGAACUGUUAUGAAUGAGCAAAAAGUUACUGUUCAGGGGAGUGAUUCUGUUUAAUAAUCAGACAAAAUGUAGACGAGCUUUUUAAAGCCAUAUAGUUUUAAUCUGUACAGUAGGUACCGGCCUGUAUUAUUGUAACAAUAACUCUAGCAAUGUAUAGUGUAUCUAUAUAGUUUGGAGUGCCUUCGCUUCCAUGUGUUUUGGUUUUUUGUUUUGUUCUGUUUUUUACUUUUCCUUUUUAGAAUUUCCAUUGGUUUCCUUUAUCCAUGUCUCCCUGUGCAUCCCCUUUCUGUUUCACAAUAGUAACUCACAGCAGUAUCCUGCCCCUCCACAACCAUUUCGGUGAUGCCAUGCUCAGGAGUGGGAAGAGGAAACCAUGUUCAUAAUCUCACUUCAAGCCCUGGCUUUGUUUUAGUUUUGAAUGUCUGCUUCCUCUUCAGCAGUGACCGGUUUCAUUUCAUACUUGGUCCAUUCAGGGGCUUAGUACUGGGAGCCCUAGAGCUGGAGGAUAUCAAAUAGAUUAGAUUUUGCUCGUCUCUUCCACAAGCCCUAACCACGGGUCUUAACAGCAGACUAGGGAGCCUUCCAUGGUAGGUCUCUCUCUCUCUGUGUCCCUCCCUCCCUCCCCCUCUGUCUCCCUCCUGCCCAAAGGAAAGAGAAAGAGAGAAAUGAUUAGUUUUUUAUAAAUCAAGGUAUCUUCACAGUAUCGAGUUUUGAUACCUCAGUGGUCUAAAAUGCCCUAGUACAGUUGCUGGCAGUCUGUGGCCUGGAGUGUGUCUGUGCACAUAGAGGACUGCUGUUUUAACAUGGGGACUCUUAGCCCGUCCCCCUCUCCUGCCAUCUCUACCCCUAUUCAAUGAAAUGUCAUUUUAAUUUCUUUUAAAAAUCAGUUUUGUACUGUGUGCCCAACAUGUAGACCUUUUUUGAAAGAAAAAAAUAAAGUAUUUGUUUUGCCUCCAAGUACUCCAUAUAAAAUGUCUUGAAUAGAAGAAAAAAAUACCAAACCAAAGGUUACUAUUUUUGAAACAUCAUGCAUUCAUUCCAGCAAGGCAGAAGACUGCACCUUCUUUCCAGUGACAGGUUGUGUCAUUUUUAAAGUUCUCUUAAGUUUUAGACCCAUCUAAGUUUGUGUUUUAACAAAGUAUGCCUAACUAGUCAUCUUUGUCUGCACCAAUGCAAAGGUUUCUGAGAGGACUGUUGUAUUCUCUAUUCCUGUGGAUAUAAAGACACUGGCAUUUCAUUUAUUUUUCCCUUUCCUUUUUAAAGGAUUUAACUUUGGAAUCUUCCAAAGGAAGCUUGGCCAAUGCCAGAUCCCCAGGAAUUGGGGGCUUUUUUUGUUUUAAACCAAAAUCGUUAUCUGAUUCCUAUUCAUGUUAGUGAUAAUCUAAUCACAGAGACAAACACUUUUCUCUCCUAUGUAGAAAAAUAAGCAUGCUUUACAAUAAAUAUGUCUUUCCUGGUAGAAACCUGAGCCACUGAAAAACAAGAGACAACUAGAAGCACAGUAGUCCCAGACUAAGGUCUACCUUUGAGAGGCUUUGAAAGUAAUCCCUGGGGUUUGGAUUAUUUUCACAAGGGUCAAGCUGUUUUAUUCAACUUCGUUGCUCCGUUUUGCACCUCUGCAGUAAAAGCAAAAUGACAACCAGUACAUAAGGGGUUAGCUUGACAAAGUAGACUUCCUUGUGUUAAUUUUUUGGUGUUUUUUUUUUUUUCCUUACUAUAUCUGUCUUCAGGCAGAUAACAGAUAGAUGUAUGAAAAUGUGCUUGCCUGUAAAAUUUGCAUUUAUAAAUGUGUUGCCGAUGGAUCACUUGGGCCUGUACACAUACCAAUUAGCGUGACCACUUCCAUCUUAAAAACAAAUCUAAAAAACAAAUUUAUUAUUAUAUAUAUAUAUAUAUAUAUAUAAAGGACUGUGGGUUGUAUACAAACUAUUGCAAACACUUGUGCAAAUCUGUCUUGAUAUAAAGGAAAAGCAAAAUCUGUAUAACAUUAUUACUACUUGAAUGCCUCUGUGACUGAAUUUUUUUUUCAUUUUAAAUAUAAACUUUUUGUGAAAAGUAUGCUCAAUGUUUUUUUUCCCUCUCCCAUUCCCUUGUAAAUACAUUUCGUUCUAUGUGACUUGGUUUGGAAAUAGUUAACUGGUACUGUAAUUUGCAUUAAAUAAAAAGUAGGUUAGCCUGGAAAUGAAACUAAAAUUCCCAAGUGUGUGGUCUUUAUUUCAGUACCCAUCCCUCCUUCCUCACCCAGUUUUGCCACUGCACUAUGUAAGUCACCAUCUCCAUUCCUCUAAUGAUGGAAACAUGAAUAUUUGUUACAAAAAUCAAGGUGUGAACACCAAGUCACGUUCUUUCAAAUGACCUUCCUCUGCUAUUAUAGCCACAAGAGGUGCAGCUUCCAGCUUGGAAACCUUUGGAGUCAAUGUAAAGGAAGUUUUGCAGACACUGCUUUGAAGAGAGAAAACAGCCCUAAAAGAGUUGUAAAAACAUGUAUAAGCUGCUGUCUUUGGUUACUAUUUUCGUAGUUUGGUGUAGCUGUAUUUUCUUUUUCAUUUUAUUAGUAAUGAUCUUUGGGGAUCUCUGUAAAAUACAUGAAUACCACAAAUGGGGGCUGUCCCUCCCAGGUAACCAAUAUGUUGUGUUUGAGUCUGCUCAUUUCCAAUAUUGGAUGGUGUAUGUAAACAUGUUAUGUCUCUUAGUGCAAAAAGAAACAUUUUUUUUAGGGCUGACUCACUCUGUCAGGCCUGAUCUAAAGGCUAGAUAUAAGGUCAUGUGACUGCUGCUUCAAUAAAAACAAAUUUAUAUUCCACAAA
Messenger RNA from Chinchilla lanigera (long-tailed chinchilla), 7203 nucleotides. It is a transcript of the gene Gsk3b, whose product is annotated as glycogen synthase kinase 3 beta. Lineage: Eukaryota; Metazoa; Chordata; Mammalia; Rodentia; Chinchillidae. The transcript has 12 exons. Gene Ontology annotation, molecular function: beta-catenin binding; protein serine/threonine kinase activity; ATP binding. Gene Ontology annotation, biological process: protein phosphorylation; insulin receptor signaling pathway; extrinsic apoptotic signaling pathway in absence of ligand. The record is from RefSeq and is a predicted model, not a curated record. The coding region runs from base 452 to 1753 and encodes 433 amino acids. Gene Ontology annotation, cellular component: cytosol; glutamatergic synapse; cytoplasm.